Homalodisca vitripennis (glassy-winged sharpshooter) is the source of this 1192-nucleotide messenger RNA. RefSeq names its product cuticle protein 19-like. The transcript has 3 exons. Bases 99 to 527 code for a protein of 142 amino acids. NCBI's taxonomy places the organism in Eukaryota, Metazoa, Arthropoda, Insecta, Hemiptera, Cicadellidae. The record is from RefSeq and is a predicted model, not a curated record. Gene Ontology annotation, cellular component: extracellular matrix.
CCCUCCCCUCUAGUGAGUGGACAAUACUGCCCCCCCGUGACCGCAGAUAUAAGCAAACUUCGGCCCACCGGACUUCAGUGACCAGUGACUCGUACACCAUGGCUGCCCUUACUCAGAUGUUGUGUGUUUUGUCUGUGGCUGUAGCUGCUCAGGCCGGGUACCUCGGUGGAUACGCCGCCCCCGCCAUCAGUUAUGCCGCCCCCGUCGCUUACGCCGCCCCCCUGCCCUACGUCAAACACGCACCAGUAGACUACUACGCUCACCCCAAGUACGCGUACAACUACGGAGUGAAGGACUACCACACCGGAGAUGUCAAGAACCAAUGGGAGGAGCGAGACGGUGACGUAGUGAAGGGAGAGUACAGUCUGGUGGAGGCUGACGGAACCAUCCGUACAGUCACGUACACUGCCGAUGACCACAAUGGAUUCAACGCCGUUGUACACAAGACAGGACAUGCCGUCCACCCUGCUCCCGCGCCAGUCCAUGUGCCGGUCUACCACGCUCCUGCCCCCCUUUACCACCACUAGCACCAACCCUGUCUCAGCUGAGGGCAUUCCUAGCACCUUUAAACAUCUGAUUUAACCGCUGUCUCAGGAAUUUGUUAGGGCCGAGAGGAAACUAUCUAAAACGAAAAUGCGUCACGUAUAAAAAAUAAUAUAACUUAAUUUUGCCUAGAAGCUUUUACUUAUUUAUGGAAGGGCCGGGUGAGAGGAUAGACAUGCUUGAUUGUUUCUUUAUUUUAUUUAUUUCUAAACUCGUAGGUGUUAGUAACAAAAUUUCUCAUGUUAGAAACCUACUUAGUCACCACAGAAAUUACGAAGAAAAAGUCAAAUGCGUCUAGGCUUACAACCUGAGAGAUAUAGGGGUAGUUUUUUCAAGUUAAGAUAUGUCAUUACCAAAGUUCAGCCACUGCGUGCCAACUUGAUAUGAAGUGUUUUAUACCUUUCUUUGUAUACUUUGCUCUGUCUGAACCUCUUGCAUGGUGCUACGACUCACUGCUACUCUUUCUUCUUUUUCCUUUCGAAUUCCCAGAUGCCCAAGGCUAGUCGAGAACGGUCCAAGCGUACCUGUGUUCAUUGAAGGAGUACUUUAAACUUGUACAUAGUAAUUAAUUUAGCUGUGUUUUAUAUUUGCAUAUUAGCUUGCUCAUUUUGUAUCUUUCAAGUACUGAAUAAAGUAUUAUUGAAAUAAA